AUGGACGAAUACAGCGGGAAUCCAUUCGGACAACAUUAUGCAGGGUACAUGGAUGAUGGAAAGAGUGUCGGCGGCGGGUUCCUUGGUGGAAGUCAGGGUGGCGAGGCUGGACAACGCCGUUUGGGAACGAACUGGCUAAGACCUGUCACAGUGCGGCAGGUAUUAAAUGCAACACAGCCAGACUCAGACUCACCGUUCGAGUUCGAUGGUGCUGAGCUCAGUCAGGUCACAUUGGUGGCAUGGAUCCGCCAAACCAAUCGUAAUGCCACCAAUAUCCAAUACACUUUGGACGAUGGAACAGGUCAACUCGAUGUGCGACAAUGGAUAGAUAAUGCUCUUGACGAGGGUGCGAAGGCUGAUGAGUUUGCACCGAAUCAGUUUGUGCGUGUAUUGGGUGAAAUUAAGUCCUUCAACAAUAAACGCAAUAUUACAGCGGCCACGGUCAACAAGCUUGAAGACCAUAACGAGUACCUCUAUCACCAACUAGAUGUGAUAUACACGCAUCUGCAGCUUAUCAAAGCCGAGGGUAUGCGAAGCACCAAAACAGACGUGUCAUCUACACACGGCAUAGAUGCGUCUGUCUAUGACGACUCCGCUAUGCAGACAGCCGACAGCAUGGCAGCUGAUUUAUCCAGCUUGUCUCCGUUACAAAGGCGGAUCUACCAAGCUAUUGCUGCCGAAGCACCAGACUGGCCCGAAGGUGUCGAUGUACAGCAGAUUAUAAAGCGCUGUAGCAAACAUGCCGAUGUUACUCAAAUCCAGGAUGCCAUUGAUGAACUUGCGAAUGAUGGCUAUAUCUACCAAGCGAGCGAUGACACGCAUUACCUCACGACCGCUGGGUAG
This is a messenger RNA of Malassezia globosa CBS 7966, 843 nucleotides long. RefSeq lists its product as uncharacterized. Bases 1 to 843 code for a protein of 280 amino acids. Lineage: Eukaryota; Fungi; Basidiomycota; Malasseziomycetes; Malasseziales; Malasseziaceae. Gene Ontology annotation, biological process: DNA replication; double-strand break repair via homologous recombination; nucleotide-excision repair. The record is from RefSeq and is a predicted model, not a curated record. Gene Ontology annotation, cellular component: DNA replication factor A complex; chromosome, telomeric region; nucleus. The transcript has 4 exons. Gene Ontology annotation, molecular function: single-stranded DNA binding.